Myxocyprinus asiaticus (Chinese sucker) is the source of this 4347-nucleotide messenger RNA. RefSeq names its product solute carrier family 6 member 2 (gene slc6a2). Gene Ontology annotation, molecular function: norepinephrine:sodium symporter activity; dopamine:sodium symporter activity. Gene Ontology annotation, cellular component: neuron projection; presynaptic membrane; neuronal cell body membrane. The coding region runs from base 535 to 2550 and encodes 671 amino acids. The transcript has 15 exons. NCBI's taxonomy places the organism in Eukaryota, Metazoa, Chordata, Actinopteri, Cypriniformes, Catostomidae. The record is from RefSeq and is a predicted model, not a curated record. Gene Ontology annotation, biological process: sodium ion transmembrane transport; dopamine uptake involved in synaptic transmission.
CGAGCAGCUCCAGCCUCCCAUUUUCUGAAUCAAGCAGGAGGAACGGAUCAUGGAGGGACCCCCUCAGGAUGACAAGUACAGAGUCAACUUUAAUAUGAAAGACUUAUAUCUCGAAUUGAAAAGCGACGCAGCUUCACUUUAUACAUAUAUUCUAUGAAUUGUGACGCUUAAGUUUCCAAGAGUAAAUUGCCACUUGUAAAGUUUUCUUUUCCUCGUUAACCGUGACCGAUAUCGCGCAUUCAUUGCAGACUGUUUUGCUCGUUAUUAACAGUGACAAAAAGUACUUACUGAGGGAGUAUGAAGAUGCUUUAUGGGCCGUUCAUCCUGAACGCCUUCUUGAAAAAAGCUAGACGCAGCGCAACGAACGUAACAGAACGCAACGCAGCUGAUGAAAGCUGGGCAGAAAUCUCCACCUCACCUGGAGAGCAACUGUAGUGUUUCCUAUUCAUCAUCAUCAUCGUCGUCGUCAGUGCGAGCGGCGCGCGCCUCACUUUCUCCGCAUUCUCGGGGCCACGAGAGCGCCAGGGCACGAAGAUGAACAUCCAAGUCCUGCCCGAGCACAAACUGUCCGCGGUGGCCCCGUUAAACCCGUUUAACGUGGAGAAGAAGGAAGUGGAGCUGAUCCUGGUGAAGGAGCUGAACGGUGUCCAGUACACGAACUCCUCUGUCGUGGCCUCUCCGAGCUCCCGAGGCUGCGGCUCCACUGAGGAUGGGGAAAGGGAGACAUGGGGCAAGAAACUGGACUUUCUGCUCUCUGUCAUUGGCUUUGCUGUGGACCUGGCCAAUGUGUGGAGGUUCCCCUACCUGUGUUACAAAAACGGAGGAGGUGCCUUUUUGAUUCCGUACAUUCUGUUCCUGUUUAUUGCUGGGAUGCCACUGUUUUACAUGGAACUUGCCCUGGGUCAGUAUAACAGAGAGGGAGCAGCUACUGUUUGGAAGAUCUGCCCUGCAUUUAAAGGGGUUGGCUAUACUGUGAUCAUCAUAGCAUUGUAUGUUGGGUUUUACUACAACGUCAUCAUAGCUUGGUCACUUUAUUACUUAUUUGCCUCAUUGACGAACGAGCUGCCCUGGCUCAAAUGUGGUAACUUGUGGAAUAGCCCCAACUGCACAGAUCCACAGCUCAUUAAUGGUACCUUCUUGGGUAACGGGACUUCCUAUGCCAAGUACAAAAACACACCUGCCGCCGAGUUCUAUGAGCGCGGAGUUCUACACAUUUAUCAGAGUAAAGGUAUCCAUGACCUGGGUCUUCCUCGCUGGGAACUCACCAUCUGCCUUGUCGUGGUUGUCUUUAUCCUCUACUUCAGCCUGUGGAAGGGGGUCAAAUCAUCAGGAAAGGUUGUAUAUAUUACAGCUACUAUGCCCUACAUAGUGUUAUUGGUGUUGCUGAUUCGAGGCAUCACACUCCCUGGUGCAAUGAAUGGAAUUAGGGCGUAUCUCCAUAUUGACCUAAAGAAGCUAAAUAACCCUCAAGUAUGGAUUGAAGCAGCUACUCAGAUUUUCUUUUCUCUAGGAGCAGGCUUUGGAGUCCUCAUUGCCUUCGCUAGCUACAAUAAAUUUAACAAUAACUGCUACAGGGAUGCUCUCCUGACCAGCACGAUAAACUGCAUUACCAGUUUCUUCUCAGGGUUUGCCAUCUUCUCAGUACUGGGGUAUAUGGCUUAUCGGCAUGGUGUCAACAUUAAGGAUGUGGCCACUGAGGGGGCUGGACUGGUAUUUAUCAUCUACCCAGAAGCAAUCUCAACUCUACCUGGAUCUACAUUCUUUGCAAUAGUCUUUUUUAUCAUGCUAUUGACACUUGGGAUUGACAGCUCUAUGGGCGGCAUGGAGGCAGUAAUCACAGGGCUCUCAGAUGACUUCAAAAUCCUCAAGAGGAAUAGAAAGUUAUUUACGUUCGCUACAGCAUUUGGGACAUUCCUAGUAGCCCUCUUUUGUGUCACAAAUGGUGGGAUCUAUGUGUUGACCUUGUUGGACAAGUAUGCUGCAGGGACAUCCAUUCUAUUUGGGGUGCUGAUUGAGGCCAUUGGAGUGUCUUGGUUCUAUGGCGUGGACAGAUUUAGUGAGGAUAUUGAACGCAUGAUGGGCUUCAAACCAGGAAUCUACUGGAGGCUUUGCUGGAAGUUCAUCAGUCCAGCGUUCUUGCUGUUUGUGGUGAUCGCCAGCAUUGUUACCUCCAGUGACCUGAGAUAUGAUGACUAUAUUUUCCCUUACUGGUCGAAUGUGGUGGGCUGGUCCAUAGCCUUGUCUUCCAUGCUGUUUGUACCCAUCUAUGCCAUCUACAAGUUCCUGAGUAUGCCAGGCACCUUCAAGGAGAGGAUAGCAUACUGCAUUACUCCAGAACAUGAACAUCACAUGGUGGCCGAGGGUAAUGUCAGGCAGUUCACGCUGGCUUUCAUCAAGGGUCCACUGAGGAUUAUCUCAAGAACAUCUUUUCCUUUUUUGACACACCUCACAAAGCAGACAUACACCACUGUUUCAGUGCCUUAUCUAGCCAUAAACUUCCUGCCAUUAAGUCACUCGUCCUCAUGUAGAGAGUGCAGGGAUGUUCACUGAGGAGAGAGCCUCAAUAAUCUCCAUGACAAGGGAACUUUAUACUUGUAGCUUUCAAAAUAAACCGAGGCUUGUUCCAAUGAGCUGCCUCAUGUAGAGCUACAGGGCUCUUCAUUCUUUCUUUCUUUCUUUUUUUUUUAUGUAAAAGGGAUUUUAUUUUAUUUUUUUCUGGUCAAUGGAUAAACAUUUUAAGCUUUAUUUGCUUAUGACCUUUGCUUAGACCAACAAUUAUUAUUAUACUAACAAAUGUUAUUACAGGACAAAUUUGCUAUCUAGGGGCAAAAAAGUAAAAAGUUUUUGCCCUUUCAAAAUAAUCAUUUUUGUAUCGAUUCAAAAUCAAUAGAACAAAUACACAGAACAAGUCAAGGACUCGCUGAAUCACAUUGUUGAAAGUUCAACUGACUGUUUACAGCCUACUAGUGCUCUGAAACACUAAGCAGAGGUUUAGCUUAUUUAGUUUCAAUUCUGUUUGACAUGACAAAAGUUCCAUUCAAAAUUUUCGAAUCCAAGAAAUACAAAAAAAUGUCAAUUUCCACUAUACACUGUCAAAUGCUGUUCAAUUAAUUGAGCUUUUGUGCUACAGUUCCAUUAUCAUGUGAUCUGUUUGAACAUUUCAAGCCUUUUCUAUGGGUAUUUUGUGUGUCAUGUGUUCGCAUAUAGGUAACAGACUAUGUCUCUUUGUUUUCAAACCAGUCAAAAUCAAUGAUCUGUCUAACCUAUGUGGUCUUUGUUUUGAGAUGACAAAUAGAUUUUGUGAUUCGCCAUGGCUUUCUCGUUUGAAGGAAAUGUUUCACCAACAUUCUUUAGUGCCAAAAUUAACUCCAGUUAUGGCAUCACUGUUUGUUUGUGUUUUAUUUAUUUCUGCAUAGUAUCCAUUAAAAUACAAAACAAAUUAAACAUGGUCACUGGUAGGAUGCAAACAACAUAUGUGGAUUAUGAAAUAUAAAGAGAUACAAACAUAUUCUUUUGUUAAAUAUCUAAUAUUGUAUGUAUCAAAUUCUUUAUAAAAUGUGAAUGUAAAACAUUUUAAACAUAAUGUGUCUAUUGUUAUAUCAUGCUGUGUGAUGUUAGUAAAGAUAUAAAUAUUCAGAGAUGUAUUAUUAAGUGUAACCGGAAGUGACGUAGCCACAUGAAUGUAAACAGAGCAGCUCUGGCAUUUCUGAGCGAUGCUUACAGAAUACUGUGUACAAAUACAAAUGUGUCCUUUUGAUUGUGAGUGACAAUUAUAUGUGGAAAAGUCAAAAUAUGCACAUUAUAACAAUAAAGUCCUUUCCAGUACACACAGACAGACAGACAGACAGAAAUUUGUUUUUUGUCUGCUCUUAAUGGAGCUUUUUUUGUUAUUUUGUUUUUAACAAUACAAACUUGACACUGCAUACCAAUUUUGUGUCACCCUUUAGAAAUGCACAUGGACUUUUCUUAAUAGUCCUUUUGUCAUAAACUGAAAAAUAGACUAUAUACUGUCAUCACAGGCUGACAGAGCCGUUUUUGUGUCUUUCUCUAUAGCAUUCUACUUUUGUGUGUGUUCUAUUUACUCGUCUCUUUGCCGGGGCACACUGAGGUUAUACAGAAGCCAAGCAUGUGUCCCAACUCUGCCACAUGCUGUUUAAAUAAUAAUAUGCCCCUUGGUCAGAUCAUCACCUGGACUGGAAAAUUAUCCUGUUAAUAUCCACUGACCAUCCAACAGUACUGUUGAACAAAUAGCCUUUGCCAAACAGAAAAUAAACCAAGAUUGUAUUGCAGGUCUAAAAUCGUAUUUGGGCUCUGUUUCAAUCCCUAGUGAGAUGCCUUGGUGUCUAC